Molecule: messenger RNA, 948 nt
Organism: Caenorhabditis elegans
Lineage: Eukaryota; Metazoa; Nematoda; Chromadorea; Rhabditida; Rhabditidae
Gene: T08G11.2
Product: SH2 domain-containing protein
Exons: 5
Coding region: 39-887 (282 amino acids)
Source: RefSeq, marked reviewed
UUUAUUUUUAUUAGAAAGGCAAAGGUAACGCUGCUCGGAUGGAGAGUGAUACGUCUAGAACGCCGUACAAUUCCAUUUAUGCGACUUUGAAAAAUAAGAAAACCGAUGGCGAAGUGGUAUGCUGUGUGCAUGGACGUAGAUGUUCUUAUGGAAAAGGAAAUCAAGAUGGGAAGAGAGAUGACAAUCAAUAUGUCAAUUUGCCGUUUUUAAAAAAUCAAGAUCAAAUCGCUUCAAAGUUAACGGGAAAAUUGAACAAAUUGAAGAUUGCUGAAGAGAAAGAGAAUAAGAUUGUGCCACGUGAAAAACCGGAGAUGAUGAGUUUGAAUACUUUGGUGGAAAUUGCAAGAGCUGGAGAACAACCGAGAAAGGGAAGAGGUGAUAAGGAAAAAAGAACGAAAAAGGCUCCAGUUUUGGUUGAUGACAGUCAGUUGUAUGUUAUGAUUGGACCACCGAGUGAACAUCCAGGGGAACCACCUGCAUCAGAGCCAACUGAAACGUAUAAAACCAACACAAUCGAUGAAUCAACAUUCAAAGGAAGUGAAGCAUUGUCAGCUUACAUUGGGGUUGUAACACUUGCCAACGCAGAAAACCAUUUGACUCGCCGUGGUGAAUUUGCUCUCUAUCACUUGUUCAAUCCAAAUGGACGUCUGGACACAAUUACUGACAAGCUACCAUUAAUGAUUGUCUACCGUACCACUACCAAAAAGAAUCGUCACUACUCGAUCCGUACUACUUGUGACCAACAAUUCUUUGUCGACUGUGGAUAUCCUAAUGUUCGAAAACAUUAUUCGCUCAGUCAUUUGGUCAUGUUCUACAAAACAUCGGCAACUUGUGAGAUCAAUCCGGAUGACACUUCAGCUGACUCGUUUUCUUGGUGGCUUGAAUAGUUGAAUCAAUGACCUUUGAACUGAAUCAAUGACCUUUGAAACAAUGAAUAUUAUUUUCAGC